Messenger RNA from Pediculus humanus corporis (human body louse), 1767 nucleotides. RefSeq names its product Nucleosome-binding protein, putative. The coding region runs from base 1 to 1767 and encodes 588 amino acids. The transcript is spliced from 8 exons. Lineage: Eukaryota; Metazoa; Arthropoda; Insecta; Psocodea; Pediculidae. The record is from RefSeq and is a predicted model, not a curated record.
AUGUCUUCUAGAGGUGGACGAUUUUCGUCUAGGGGUGGUUCCUCGUACCGUGGUGGUGGUGGUAGAGGAGAGUCCUCUUAUCGGGGUUCACGUGGUGGAAACAGUGGGGGUUAUUCUUCAUCUCGGGGAUAUUCUAGUUCAAGAGGACGAGGAAGUUACUAUCCCAAAUAUGAAAAUUCUAGUUCUAAGUACAGUUCAGAUAGUGGAACAAGAUAUGGCUCUCAUUCACGUAUGGAUGAUUCUUCCUACAGGAAAACAGAAUCAUCAUAUGGAUCUAGUAGAGAUCAUUCUCAUCACAGGUCGGAUGUUGACCUUGGAAGGAAAAGACUAAGAAGUGAUAGUUAUUCUCAAUCUCAGGGAACAACCGGAAGCCGAAGAAGUCACGAAAUAGAAGAUUAUCGUGGCAGUGGAAGUCGUUAUUCGACUUCCAACUCGUAUUCAGAAUCGCGAAGCUAUAGCGAAAACCGUGGAGUUUUCAAGAAGCCACGUAUGUCCGAUUUCAAAUCAAAAGAGGAGUACAGAGGCCGGAAAGAAAUAUCACGGUCCUCUGUACCUGUGUCUAAACUACGGUCAUUUAGAGGACGAUACACCCGCGGACGAGCAAUAUUAAGGCGUGGCGGAGAGAGUUUUCUUGCAAGGAAACGACCUGUUUUUUCCAGCAGCAAAAGUGCUUCUGAAUUGAUUGCUAUCAGGAGAAAAAUGCUGAGAUUGAGGAGGUUUCGCGAUAGGACGAAAGCAAAAGUUUCGGAAGAGAAAAAAAGAGAUGAGAAAACAACGAGUGCUUCAGGUACGUCGUCAUCGACGGCGGCAAACACGUCAAACAGCGACAGCGCGAACGCGGGAACCGUAGAAGAUGGAGAACAGACUGAUAAAAAACAAAGCGAACACGACGAAUCUUACGAAAAGUCUGAUGAGAAAAAAUCGAAAGGGAAAAAGGAUUCGGAUAAUUGCGAUGGCGAAAGCAGCGAAUACAAGGAAAAAGAUAAGCAGAAGAAAUCGGAAGAGAGAUCGGAUUUUUUCAGGAGGCCUUUCAUGAAACUUCAAUGUCCGCAAUGCUCUAUGAAAUGCGUCACUUUCAAACAAUACACUCAACACAUAAGUCAUUCCACUCACAUAAAAGCAAUGAGAGAGAGGAAAGCGGAAGAGUCAAAGGAAGACAAAACAGACGACGAAGAGAAAAAGGAAAAAAAAUCAGACGAGGAAUCGAAUCUCGGAGUUGAAUUCAUUCGUAAGGUCGAAGCGCUUUAUUGCGAAGUUUGCCGAACGUAUUUGCCGCAAUCGUCGGACGAAGAAAGAGCUCUGAGAGUUCAUUGCAGGAGCAACAGUCAUUUCGAUUGUUAUUUUAAAUUCGGAGACGACAAACUCUUGGAAAAGAUUCAGGGUAAAAAAGCCAAGGCGGAGCCUGUGAAACCGGAAGGGGAAAAAGAACAAGUCAACAAAACGGAGGAAAACGCGAAAGAAAAUGAAAAUCACGAAGAUGGCGGCGAAGACGAAGACAAACUAUGGGCAGACGUUUCGGAUUUAUUGAGUCAAGUCGAACCCGAGACGAAAUCGGAUGACGAGGACGAAGAAGAAGGUGGUCGAUUCGAUAGAUUUAAAUCAAACGAGAAAAAAGAAAACGGAGAAGUUAAUUCGUCCGAAGAAGGAGGAGGAGGAGGUGGUGGUGGUGUUGUUGGUGGAGGUGGGGGAGGAGGAGAAGAAAAGGAAAACGUUAGCGGAAAAUCCGCGGAAGAAGUCACAAUUAAAGAAGAAUUAAUACCGAUAUAA